UCUCAGUAUUAUUAUAUCAAUUUCAUUGAAAUUUGAGUACUCGUGUAAAUCUUUGACCUCUAGGACUGAGUAUAGAAUGUUUGUGAUUCUUUUUAUUCGUUGAUUAAACUUGUGAACAGGUUCAUUAAAAGUGAGUAGGAAACGGACUUUAAACAAAAAUGGAAGCCUUGAUUCCUGUUAUGAAUAAAUUACAUGAUGUUUUCAAUACUGUCGGUACCGAUUCCAUUCAGCUUCCACAAAUUGUGGUUGUUGGUACUCAGAGCUCUGGUAAAAGUUCUGUUCUAGAAAGUUUAGUUGGUCGUGAUUUUCUUCCUCGUGGCGCAGGAAUAGUUACUAGAAGACCAUUAGUUUUACAGCUGGUUUACACUCCCAAAGAAGAUACUUCUUACCGUUCAGCUGAAGAAGGAACUUUACAUCUUGAAGAAUGGGGCAAAUUUUUGCAUACUAAGAAUAAAAUUUUUUCUGAUUUUGAUGAAAUACGUAAAGAAAUCGAAGGUGAAACUGAACGAAUGAGUGGUUCAAAUAAAGGUAUUUGCCCUGAACCUAUAAAUUUGAAAAUAUAUUCUCCUCGAGUGGUAAAUUUAACCCUUGUUGAUUUGCCAGGUAUAACUAAAGUUCCUGUAGGAGAUCAGCCUGAAGAUAUUGAAAUUCAAAUACGACAACUAAUUCUACAGCAUAUAAGUAAUCCUAAUGCUAUUAUUUUAGCAGUAACUCCAGCCAAUACUGACUUUGCAACAUCUGAAUCUCUAAAGUUAGCCAGAGAAUGUGAUAUGGAUGGAAGGCGUACUCUAGCUGUUGUAACAAAAUUGGACCUCAUGGAUGCAGGAACUGACGCGGUGGAUGUAUUAUGUGGCCGUGUUAUUCCAGUAAAGCUUGGAAUUAUUGGAGUAGUGAAUCGAUCUCAACAAGAUAUUAUAAAUAAAAAAAGCAUAGAGGAUGCUAUCAAGGAUGAAGCAUUGUUUUUACAGAGAAAAUAUCCUGCGCUUGCUGCCAGGAAUGGAACAGCCUUUUUGGCUAAAACAUUAAACAGGCUUUUAAUGCAUCAUAUUAGGGAUUGUCUUCCUGAUUUAAAAACAAGAGUAAAUGUUAGGAUAUCCCAAUACCAGUCCUUAUUGCAUUCAUAUGGUGAAGCUGUGGAUGAUCAGGGGCAAACAUUAUUGCAAAUCAUUACCAAAUUUGCUUCAUCAUAUUGCUCUACAAUUGAAGGAACAGCACGCAACAUUGAGACUACUGAAUUAUGUGGAGGAGCUAGGAUUUGUUACAUUUUUCACGAGACAUUUGGCCGAACAUUAAAUGGCAUUGAUCCAUUAAGUGGACUCACUCCUUUUGAUAUAUUAACUGCCAUUCGAAAUGCAACUGGAACAAGGCCAGCUCUUUUUGUUCCUGAAGUAUCUUUUGAACUUCUUGUAAAACGACAAAUCAGCAGAUUGGAAGAUCCAAGCUUAAGAUGUGUAGAGUUAGUUCAUGAAGAAAUGCAACGCAUUAUUCAGCAUUGUGGAACAGAAGUACAGCAGGAAAUUAUUCGCUUUCCAAAGUUACAUGAAAAAAUUGUGGAUGUUGUGACACAGCUACUUAGAAGGCGUUUACCUGCUACCAAUGCAAUGGUAGAAAACUUAGUUGCUAUAGAAUUGGCAUAUAUUAAUACGAAACAUCCUGAUUUCCAUAACGAUGCUGCUUUAGUUGAUACUUUGGCAAAACAUUUUGAUGAAAAGAAUGUAAAUGCUAGUAGAAGGUCUGAAACUCCGAAUUAUCUUUCAAAAUAUGAUCAGUUAAAUACAGAUGGGGCAUCCGAAAAAGUUGAUAAUAAAUUUUAUGGAAUGAAAAAGAAUUCAAAAUAUUCCGAGUCAGGUUUACAUCCCAUGAACAAAUUAAGUGGAAGUGAUUCUAACUUAGUGCAAGGACCUGUAUGGAAGUGGGUAAGUUCUUCAGACACAAUUUCUAAAUCUGAAGGCAAAGAAAGUGCUGAUGUGAGUGGAAAACUUCCUGGAUAUAGUCCACAAACUAGUGUUACACUUAGUCCUGUCAAAGCUGUAAAUUUAUUGCCAGAAGUUCCUACCAGUGCUUCAAGGCAGUUAUCUGCUAAAGAGAAAAAGGACUGUGAAGUUAUUGAGCGAUUGAUUCAUUCAUACUUCAUGAUUGUGCGAAAAAAUAUUCAGGAUACGGUACCCAAAGCUAUCAUGCACUUUCUUGUGAAUUAUGUGCGUGAUAACCUUCAGAGUGAAUUGGUCACUCAUCUUUAUAAACAUGAUCAUUUUGCAUCGCUUCUGCAAGAAUCUGAGCACAUAGCAGUUAGGCGCAGAGAAGCUGCUGAAAUGUUGAAAGCACUUCAAAGAGCUAAUCAAAUAAUUAGUGAAAUAAGAGAAACUCAUAUGUGGUAACUAUGAAGUUAGUAUAUUUAGAAUUUGGUGUAUUCUGUAGUGUUUCACACAAAAGCUUUUGAAAAUUCAUUGUUUCCCUUUCAUAAUUUAUGCAGCAUGUUUGGCUAAAAAUAAAUUACAUGAAGUAAAGGUAUAGGUUUCUGUCAUAGUUUCUAAUUCAGGAAUUCUGAUGAAUACAGACUGAUAAAAAUAUAUUUUUAGUUAAUAUAUAUUUGAGAAGUUUGUAAAAGAUACUUCUCCUUUCAAAAUAUGCUUAAUUGAGAAAUACAUGUAUAAGGUACAUUAGCAAUUCUGUUAAAUAAUAGUAUAUUAUAAAUUCAACUUAUUAAAAUUUUGGUAUUAAUUUUUACAUAUUGUAAGUUAGUAAGUAAACAUUUUUUAUCGAAAAGCUAAAAAAAAAACAUUGAAUGUUUCUUAAAAUUUUGAUAUGACUUUUCUUACCAACAGUAAUAUUUUAUGCUAUAUAAAAUUACUCAGCAAUGUUGAUAUGUCUACUUAUUGAGAAACCUGAAAUAUAAUACUAUCAUUUUCUUAUUUCUAAUGUAUUAAUUUCAAAAAUUUAAUUCUGUGAUUGGGAUAUUUCUUAAAGGAAUAAAGAUUAUAUAACUGUC
This is a messenger RNA of Stegodyphus dumicola, 2989 nucleotides long. RefSeq names its product dynamin related protein 1 (gene Drp1). The record is from RefSeq and is a predicted model, not a curated record. Gene Ontology annotation, molecular function: microtubule binding; GTP binding; GTPase activity. Lineage: Eukaryota; Metazoa; Arthropoda; Arachnida; Araneae; Eresidae. Gene Ontology annotation, cellular component: microtubule; cytoplasm; membrane. Gene Ontology annotation, biological process: mitochondrial fission; endocytosis; peroxisome fission.